AUGACACCCCUCGAACUCUUUUCCUCGACCAUCGGCCCGCUGCGCCGCACCAUCAUGAGCUACCGCGCCAACGGCCAGUCUACCGGCAUUGCUACGGUCGAGUUCCAGCGCGCCGAAGACGCGAACCGCGCCUACGCACAAUACAACAACCGUCUGAUUGACAGCAAACGCCCUCUCAAGGUCGAGGUCGUCGUCGACCCUGCGCGUGUCAAUGCCGCCAUCCCUGUCCCUGCUAAAGCUGCGACGCGCGGCAAGGCUGCACGCGGCACUGCGGCGCGUGGCCGCGGCCGUGGCGGCCGAGCAGCUCGCCCAGCGCGCGCGCACAAGACCGCCGAGGAUCUUGACGCGGAGAUGGAAGAUUACACCAAGCAAGCGAGCUCCGAGGCCGUUCCUGCGAUGGACGAUGCCAAGACCGCUGCCUAA
Molecule: messenger RNA, 423 nt
Organism: Malassezia vespertilionis
Lineage: Eukaryota; Fungi; Basidiomycota; Malasseziomycetes; Malasseziales; Malasseziaceae
Gene: YRA1
Product: RNA-binding RNA annealing protein
Exons: 4
Coding region: 1-423 (140 amino acids)
Biological process (GO): mRNA export from nucleus
Cellular component (GO): nucleus
Molecular function (GO): mRNA binding
Source: RefSeq, a predicted model, not a curated record